This is a messenger RNA of Aspergillus affinis, 1521 nucleotides long. RefSeq names its product putative choline transporter Hnm1. The coding region runs from base 1 to 1521 and encodes 506 amino acids. NCBI's taxonomy places the organism in Eukaryota, Fungi, Ascomycota, Eurotiomycetes, Eurotiales, Aspergillaceae. Gene Ontology annotation, cellular component: membrane. The record is from RefSeq and is a predicted model, not a curated record. Gene Ontology annotation, molecular function: transmembrane transporter activity. The transcript is spliced from 12 exons. Gene Ontology annotation, biological process: transmembrane transport.
AUGGGCGUUUCCGACGAGAUUGCGACUCCCGUCGCAAGUUCCCUCGACAACAAUGGCUCCGAUAUCAUCCAGGUCCAGAAUGCCGACGAAUUGCGAUUGGCCCAGAUGGGUCUCGGUCUCGGACUUAUUACUGCCAUCAACUCAGGCGGUCCUGGUGCUUUGAUCUAUGGUUUCAUUCUGGUUUUCAUCCUCCAGUGCUUCCUGGGUGCCUCCCUUGCAGAAUUCGUCUCGGCAUAUCCUGUUGAGGGCGGGAUGUAUCACUGGAUUGCAGCAAUUGCUCCCAAGCGUUACAAUAGUCUUCUGAGCUUCGCAACUGGUUGGAGCACAGUGUUCGGAUGGAUCUUCACAACGGCAUCAACAAACCUCAUCUACGCCUCUACCUCCAUGGCUCUUAUCGCGCUUUACAAGACCGACAUGGUACUCCAGCCCUGGAUGACCUUUGUAGCUUAUCAGGGCUUAAACAUUCUCACUGCAAGCGUUGUCAUGUUUGGCAAUCGCUACAUUCCAUUGAUCAACAAGUUCUCCUUGGUCUACCUACAGCUCGCAUGGUUUGUCACCAUGGUCACAGUAGCCGCAGCGGCUCCAGCACAUAACGGUAACAAAUUUGUUUUCCGAACCUGGAUGAAUAAUACUGGCUGGGACAGUAAUGUCAUAUGCUUCAUUACUGGUCUUGUGAAUCCGCUGUAUGCCCUCGGCGGACUGGAUGGAAUCACUCAUAUCACCGAGGAAAUGCCAAAUCCAGGGAAAAAUGCUCCUUUGGCCCUAGCCUGCACUCUGAUCAUCGCGUUCGUUACUGGCCUAUCUUAUAUGCUUAGUCUCAUGUUCUCCGUGCAAGACUAUGGAAGUUUGGCAGACACUCCAACCGGCCUACCAUUAGCAGAAAUCUUUCGUCAAGCAACCCAAACACGUGGUGGUGCAUUCGGCCUCGUCUUCCUAGUAUGGGUAGCUCUAGGACCAUGCAUGCUUGGGUCUCAACUCAGCACAGGGAGAAUGUUUUGGGCAUUUGCUCGAGAUGGUGGUCUUCCCUUUUCAGGGGUUUGGGCCAAGGUUAAUACGCGAUUGGGCUCUCCAUUCAACGCUCAGCUGUGUGUUACUGUCAUUGUGGCACUUCUAGGGUGUAUCUACCUUGGUUCGAGCACGGCCUUCAAUGCGAUGAUGGGUUCCGCUGUAACCAUUAAUAACAUUGCAUACUUGGUUCCAAUCCUGACGAAUGUGAUUCUUGGCCGCAAGACAAUGCACAGAGGUCCUUUUUUCUUGGGUGUUAUUGGCGGUAUGACGGUCAAUAUCGUAACUAUUGCGUGGCUGGUGUUUGCCAUCGUUUUCUUUUCAUUCCCGUACUAUAUGCCAGUGACAGCAUCCAACAUGAACUACACUUGUGCAUGCGUCGGGGGGUUCCUAGUCAUUGAGCUGGCAUGGUGGCUUGUCGCCGGAAGGAAGUAUUCCAAGAAUAUGCAAAAGGCAAAGGAAGAGGACCAGAAUGCUGCCCGGGCUGUGAUGGUCAACCCAGAGGACAAGACUUAG